This is a messenger RNA of Anthostomella pinea, 1179 nucleotides long. Lineage: Eukaryota; Fungi; Ascomycota; Sordariomycetes; Xylariales; Xylariaceae. The record is from the annotation of a GenBank genome assembly.
AUGCGACCACUCCUACUACCGCCCUCCCUCCUCGUCGCCCUCCUCCUGCAGACCGCCCCAGCGCACGGCAUCGACAACGACUUCUCCGCCUACCCGGAGGGGUCGCAGCAGUGCCUCUACGAUGCGGCCGACAGCAGCCAGUGUACGGGCAGCACCGGCCAGGAGCUGAACCAGUGCCUGUGCACGAACCAGGGCAACUUCAUCUACAACACGGCGGACUGCGUAGCGAAGGCCUCGCCAGCGGACCUCGAGGCCGUCUACUCGACGCUCGAGAACAACUGCGCCGGCACCGGCGUCACCAUCGCCGUGUCCAAGGAGGCCUUUCUGAGCUCGGCCGCUGCGGCCACGUCGUCGACGUCAAGCACGAGUACGGCGAUUUCGACUUCGACGACCUCCUCCUCAGACGGCACAACGGCCACAACUUCAUAUUCUACCUCCACCACUUCCACCUCAUCUACCUCCUCCUCACCCACAAACACCGGCACCGCGACCCCCGACGACACAGGGUCCCUCACGACAGGCGCCAAGAUCGGCGUCGGCGUCGGCGUAGCCUUCGGCGCCAUCGUCGCCGCCCUAGCCGCGUGGUUCAUCUGGGCGUACUCGCGGCGGAAGCGCAACUACACGCACCACAGCCAGCUGCAGGACCUAAACCUCAACAGCGACGACUCCAACCCCUCCAACACUAACGGGCUCGGAUUCGCCCCCAGUAGUAACCCGUACAACACCGAGUUCGCGCAGCACAACCCACAACACGAGGCAGCCGAACUGGCACCCGUCGAGUGGAAGCCCGGCGGGUACUACAGCCCCACUAAGGACGGCGCCGGGGAGCAGGGGGCCAAGGCGAGCGAGCCGCUGCUGGCGGAGCUGGGAGGCGACGACCAUCACGGCCGCGACGUGGUCGAGAUGGGCGAGAGCGCGCCGGUCGAAUUGCCCGCCGACGAGGCGUAUCUGGGGUACACAGACCACAGCCCCAACCCCAACUCCAGCCCCAGUCAUGGGGCAGCGGCCGGCGAUAGGACGACGAGGAGUGUCUCGAUGAUGUCGUCGCAGCUGGACGGCGGGCUCUCCCCGGCGGGUUACUCGCAGGGCGCGCCCGCCGCCGGCGAUGUGUCGCCGUUUUCGUCGCGGCACUCGGGGACGACGGGGACGGGGACGGGGGUAGGGACGGGGACGUACUGA